Jatropha curcas is the source of this 594-nucleotide messenger RNA. It is a transcript of the gene RTFL21, whose product is annotated as ROTUNDIFOLIA like 21. Lineage: Eukaryota; Viridiplantae; Streptophyta; Magnoliopsida; Malpighiales; Euphorbiaceae. The record is from RefSeq and is a predicted model, not a curated record. Gene Ontology annotation, biological process: negative regulation of cell population proliferation.
ACGGUCACCUCUCUCCCUUUACUCUUUAUAAACACCACCAUCUUUCUUUGUCUUCUCACUACAAACUUUCUUGUUCUUCUUGCUCUACCUUUCUCUCUCAAAAGGCAAGAAAUCAAAGAUUUGGUUAGUCAAGUGAUCGAGAAAUCAAGAAAAUGAGCAGAGCAAACAUGCAAGACCCUAAAAAGAAGAUUUCAUGUAGAAGACUUGGAGGAUACAUUAGAGAACAAAAAGGAAGGCUUUACAUCAUCAAAAGGUGCAUAGUUAUGCUUCUUUGUUGGCAUGAUUAAUAUUCCAAGAUUUUGGAGCUUCAAAUCAUCACCAUUAGUGAAGCAAAAUUUAAGUGUCAUCUUCUUUUUUUUCUUCCCUGUUGGUGAAUUUGCUUCUUCAAGGCUAGAACUUCCAAUCUACAAUCUUCAAGAAGAUGAUAGCUCCAAUACUACUAAGUGAGCUUGCAUGGAAAAUAUUUAUAGCUUUACUUGUGCUCUUCUUCACUUCUUAUUAUCUUCUUGUUUAGGACUCUUUAUAUUUCUUUUUAAUUAUUCGAAAUGUAAAUAGAAAUUAAAGAGCAAUAUAAUGUUUAAUUCUUAAUAAGUU